AUGAUGAAAGGAGGUAACAAACUGAUGAAGCUGAAGUCAGUUUUCAAGAAGUUCAACACCAAGCCGAACCACCAACCACCGACUCCGGCCUACCACGGUCACUCCUCAUCCGUGAGUGCAUUUCCCUUAGAAGACCUUCACACCGUCUACGUCGGAAGAACACGGCGUCAGUACCACGUGAGCUCUGACGUUGUGAGCCAUCCGCUCUUCCAGCAGCUAGCGGCUAUGGAUGGUGGAUGCGGCAGCGAGGACGGUUCGAUCGUUGUGUCUUGCGAGGUUGUCUUGUUUGAGCAUCUGCUUUGGAUGCUUGAGAACGCUGACGCCGACGAUUCAUGCCCCGAGUCGGUUCACGAGCUCGUUGAGUUCUAUGCCUGCUAA
Eruca vesicaria subsp. sativa (arugula) is the source of this 378-nucleotide messenger RNA. Lineage: Eukaryota; Viridiplantae; Streptophyta; Magnoliopsida; Brassicales; Brassicaceae. The record is from the annotation of a GenBank genome assembly.